Molecule: messenger RNA, 1128 nt
Organism: Ectocarpus sp. CCAP 1310/34
Lineage: Eukaryota; Phaeophyceae; Ectocarpales; Ectocarpaceae
Source: the annotation of a GenBank genome assembly
AUGUGCCGCACUGCCUCGUGCUUCAAACUCCCAACCGCCGCUCAAGCAGGAAAAUCGCCCAACAGCCUCGGGAUCAUCGGCCGACCACAGGAACGGCAGUUCAAGCGACAGCGGCGGGCUGGCUCCGACGCGACCCGCGCGGAAUUUGCGAUGCAGCAGAUGCUCACCAGCCGCGAAAAACGCUCGAUAGAGCGGGGUUGGAGAAGGAGAGACAGAAAGCUUCGAAAGGCCUUCGAUCAACGUGGAGCCUACCUCGGCGGCCGGAUCAAAGACUUGACGGCAAACGUUGCAGCCAACGAGCAACACAUCAAGCGUCUCCAGGACGCCCUCCGGACUGGCCACCUCCCCAGCCUUCUCCUCCCCCUCCCCCUCCCUUCCGUGGAGGACGGUGAGAACGCGGGCGAUAGGACGUGGGCCGAGGACACGGGAAAACCGCCGAAGGAAAAAGUAGCCGAGAAGCAGACAAACCGGUUGUGGCAGCAAGCGUACUCAUCGUUGGAGGUGCUGAAAGAGGAGCGGGAGCGCGACGUCAAGCAGCUGGAGCUCACGCGGAAGGNAGACAAGAAGAACGCGAAGGGGAAGGUCAAGAAAGGGUACGAGGGGAAAGCGAAAGGGGUUAGGCAGUACCUGUGGGAGCGUGGGUGGUGGAAGGACGGCAUGUCAACAGGGGCGGGAGUCAGUGACGAUAUGCACGUGGAUAAGGUUCUGCAAGCCUUGCCUGACUUUAAGACUGAGAGGAAAGCCCUGCAGCACCUGGUAGAGAGUAGGGGACACAUUCUUUUGUCGUCUCCGAAGUCUCACCCGGAGGUAGCGGGGGUAGGGAUCGAGUACUCGUGGGGGUUUUCCAAGCAGAAGUUUCGGCAGAAGAACAAUGAUGAGGUCCCGAAGCACUUGCACGACAACAUCGAAAAGUCGCUGUGCAUAGACAAGUACUUGACAAUCGGUCGGGUGCGUCGCUUUGCCCGGCGAACACGAGACUACUGCCGGGCUUACCGCGAGAUUGCGCUUCGCGGGGUAGUCAUCAGGAGCAAAGGAGUUCAUGGAGAAGAUGCGCAAGAUCCAAAAGGCCCACCGCAACAUUUUGGACAUGGAAACUAGUUUUCUUGGCGACCAGUAACAACGUCGGCU